UUAUAUUCUAUUUACCGUACUCCGUAAUAACAUUAUUGGUGUGUAGACAGCAUCCAAUUGGUUGCACGUGUAUCACCUGCAUAGUUGAUAUAUUUUUAUGCAAUUUAUUUAAUCGGUAGACCCAGUCGUUAGUUGCUACUUGUUGUGCAUAAGCUCCCUGAGUCCUCCGGUGACGACAUGUUCCUUCUGUUGUUACUAUUAUUGACUACUGUUGGCGCUCAUCCCGCACAGAAGCCGCUCUCGCGGAAUGAGGGAAAAGCAGCCUUCAAGAUCAGACUGACGAAAGCGAUUUGCGUCGAUUUGCCCUACGAAAUAGCGUGGAACGUGACUUGCCGGCUGAAGCUGUACCGCGAUCAGCCGUCCAAGAUGCUGUUCCGCAUCGAAGUCGAUCAGGUCGAUCGUCUCUUCCUGACGUUCGCAAUGUACUACAAGUACCAUCAGACCUACAAACCGCUCCUAAUGGAGACCACCUUCGACGUGUGCAAAUAUGUGGAGAAGUAUAGGAAUAAAGGAUUCAACGGUGGGAGUAACAUACUGGACAUGGAUCAAACGGCUAUGUACAUCGUGAGCAUCAUAGAGAAAAAUAAUCCAUCGAUUGUCCACAGUGGUUGUCCGUACAGGGGAGUCAUUGCAUUAGAAGAUUUCAGAAUUGACGAAUCUAUGGCACCACAGUUUCUGCCUGCCGGUGAUUAUCGACUGGAUAUGCGAUACUACAACGAGAAGAAUCAAACCGUUAUGCAUUCGCAGGUGUUUGGAUCGGUGCGGGCCGUUGGUAUAGUGGAUUUAUCGAUGGGAUAAACUUGAUUGUUUGCAAAUGAACAUGCUAUGACGGUUUUUUUAACGGACUUGUUAAGUCUCCAGAGAAGUAAUAAAUCGCAGGGGUGGGGUUUCUCAAAGCAUAUGGCUGUAAUUUACCAACAAUAGUUUUAAUCAAAUGAGCUAAGCUAGCACUGUCGUCAUCUGGGAAAGUGAAAUUUACGCCAUUUGACGUAAUACGCCAUUUUGUCAGAUUACUGCAGAUCAUGGUGAACAUAACCAAAUAUAGAUGGUACUUGAUAAUCCGGAGACAACAAAAUUUCAUCUGUUCUUCCACUCCCUCGUAACGUUUUUUGUAUAGAUGGGUACUUAUUUUUUUUUUACAGGCUGUAAUGCUCAGACAGAUACUUUCCCAAUCCAUGAAGCAUUAAGUAGUUUGUGAAUAAGCGCUCAGGAUCACUCCUAAUCCGAUCUUUUGAUAGAAGGCUGAACAUAUUACAACGGCUACUACCAAGGCUUCCACAGUACUAGACUUCAUACGCCGGAACGA
Messenger RNA from Armigeres subalbatus, 1306 nucleotides. RefSeq lists its product as uncharacterized. Bases 178 to 798 code for a protein of 206 amino acids. The transcript has 3 exons. The record is from RefSeq and is a predicted model, not a curated record. Lineage: Eukaryota; Metazoa; Arthropoda; Insecta; Diptera; Culicidae.